This is a messenger RNA of Sorex fumeus (smoky shrew), 5047 nucleotides long. Its product is annotated as protocadherin gamma-C5. Gene Ontology annotation, molecular function: calcium ion binding; ATP binding. Gene Ontology annotation, cellular component: plasma membrane. Gene Ontology annotation, biological process: homophilic cell-cell adhesion. Bases 408 to 3242 code for a protein of 944 amino acids. The transcript has 4 exons. The record is from RefSeq and is a predicted model, not a curated record. NCBI's taxonomy places the organism in Eukaryota, Metazoa, Chordata, Mammalia, Eulipotyphla, Soricidae.
GGGUGAAUCAACUUGCAGCACGAAAUGUUUGGUGAGGUAGGAGGUUUCUGUGACACAGAUUUGCAGCGCCUGUUCCCAAGGUUUACAUUUCUAAAGAGACUUUAUAAUUGGUGGAGAGCAGACAGACUUUUUGGCCAAUCAGAUUCUGUGCCGAGGUGGGGGAUCUGCUCUUCCUGCCCGCCUCUCCUCCCCCAGCUCCCAGGCUCCACUCAGAUUCAAUUCCCCUCCUCCUCCACACCCCCGCCAUUUGGUGACUAAGAAGAACUGCUGCAGGCAGACAAACCUCGGAGCAGUUUUUAAGAGCUGGAAGGAGAUAUUAGAGAUUUCAGCUGCUACAUCCCAAGCCCUGGGUCUACCUUGGAGACAGGACAGCAAAGAAUCAGUGUCCAGGAAGGGACUUCUGGGGCAUGGGGCCCAAGACACCCACUGAGCUCUCUGGGAAAUGGCAAGUGCUAUGCAUGUUGUCCUUGUGCUGCUGGGGCUGGGUGUCUGGGCAGCUUCAUUACUCAGUGGUGGAGGAGUCUGAGCCUGGGACUCUGGUGGGGAAUGUUGCGCAGGAUCUAGGCUUAAAGGUGACAGAUCUGUUGAGCCGCCGACUGCGGUUGGGCUCUGAGGAGAAUGAGCACUAUUUUUCUCUGAGCUUGAUGAGUGGUGCUCUGGCAGUGAAUCAAAAGAUUGACCGAGAGAGCUUGUGUGGAGCCAGCACCAGCUGCCUGCUGCCAGUGCAGGUGGUGACUGAACACCCCUUGGAAUUAAUUCGUGUAGAGGUAGAGAUCCUGGAUCUUAAUGACAACUCUCCUAGCUUUGCCACUCCUGAACGAGAGAUACGCAUCUCAGAAUCAGCAGCAGUUGGAGCAAGGUUUCCACUGGAUAGUGCCCAGGAUCCAGACGUGGGCACCAAUACCGUGAGCUUCUAUACUUUAAGCCCCAGUAGCCACUUCUCUCUGCAUGUGAAAACCCUAAAAGAUGGAAAACUGUUUCCUGAACUGGUGCUAGAGCAGCAGCUGGACCGUGAAGCGCAGGCAAGACAUCAGCUAGUGCUUACUGCUGUGGAUGGGGGUACCCCAGCCCGCUCAGGCACCACCUUAAUCUCUGUCAUCGUGCUGGAUAUCAAUGAUAAUGCUCCAACCUUCCAGUCCUCAGUUAUACGUGUGGGACUUCCAGAGAAUGUACCCAUAGGUACAUUGCUGCUCCGCCUCAAUGCCAGUGAUGUAGAUGAGGGCACCAAUGGCCAACUAGACUAUUCUUUUGGAGACCAUACAUCUGAGGCAGUGCGCAAUCUCUUUGGCCUAGAUCCUAUUAGUGGAGCCAUCCAUGUGUUAGGUCUCAUAGACUUUGAGGAAUCAAGUUUCUAUGAAAUUCAUGCAAGAGCCCGGGACCAGGGACAGCCAGCGAUGGAAGGCCACUGUGUGAUUCAAGUGGAUGUGGGGGACGUCAAUGAUAAUGCCCCAGAGGUACUACUGACCUCUUUGGUGAAUCCUGUCCUGGAGAGUACAUCAGUGGGCACAGUAGUGGGAUUGUUCAAUGUGCGUGACCGAGAUUCAGGGAGAAAUGGUGAAGUAAGCCUGAAUAUCUCUCCAGAUCUGCCAUUUCAGAUUAAGCCUUCUGAGAACCACUACUCAUUGCUAACUAGUCAGCCCCUGGAUCGUGAGGUCAGACCACACUAUAUAAUCAAGCUGCUGGCCAGUGAUGCGGGCUCACCUCCCCUGCAAACUCAUCUCACAAUCAAGCUCAACAUUUCAGAUGUUAACGACAAUACACCUUACUUCAGUCAGCAGCUUUACACUGCUUAUAUUUCAGAAAACCGGCCUCCAGGCUCCCUUCUCUGCACUGUGGCUGCGUCAGAUCCAGAUAUUGGGGAUAAUGCCCGCCUCAUCUACUCCAUUGUAGGGAAUCAGAUCCAGGGAGCCCCAGCCUCCUCCUUUGUUUACGUCAACCCUGACGAUGGGCGUGUCUUUGCCCAGCGAACCUUUGACUACGAACUGCUGCAGAUGCUGCAGAUCGUAGUGGGGGUUCGAGACUCUGGCUCUCCCCCAUUGCAUGCCAACACAUCUCUGCACGUGUUUGUCCUGGACCAGAAUGAUAAUGCCCCCAUGGUGCUGCAUCCAAGACCAGGCCAGGAACUCUCAGCCCCCCAGCGUCUCCCUCGCUCUAUUCCUCCUGGCUCCUUGGUCACCAAAGUGACAGCUGUAGAUGCUGAUGCAGGCCACAAUGCGUGGCUCUCUUAUUCUCUAUUGCCCCAGUCCACGACUCCAGGGCUGUUCCUGGUAUCUGCACGUACUGGGGAGGUACGCACAGCCAGGGCCUUACUAGAGGAGGAUGCUGACACCCAGCAGGUGGUGGUCUUGGUGAGGGACAAUGGUGACCCAUCCCUCUCGUCCACAGCCACAGUGCUGCUGGUUCUGGAGGAUGAAGACCCAGAGGAAAUGCCCAAAUCCAGCGACUUCCUCACACACACCCCGGAGCGGUCAGACCUUACCCUUUAUCUCAUUGUGGCUCUGGCAACCGUCAGUCUCUUAUCCUUAGUCACCUUUACCUUUCUGUCAGCUAAGUGCCUUAUGGGGCAAGCCAGUGGGGACGGGGGCGGGGGCCAGUGCUGCAGGCGUCAGGAGUCACCCUCGCGGGAGUUCUAUAAGCAGUCGGGCCCCAACCUGCAGGUGAGCUCCGAUGGCACGCUCAAGUACAUGGAGGUGACGCUGCGGCCCACGGACUCGCAGAGCCAUUGCUACAGGACGUGCUUUUCACAAGCCUCGGACGGCAGUGACUUCACUUUCCUCAGGCCGCUCAGCGUCCAGCAGCCCGCCUCCGCGGCGCUGGAGCCUGACGCCUACAGGUCCCGCGCUAACACCCUGAGGGAGCCGAGCCAGCAAGCCCCGCCCAACACGGACUGGCGUUUCUCGCAAGGGCAGAGACCCGGCACCAGCGGCUCCCAAAAUGGCGAUGAGACCGGCACCUGGCCCAACAACCAGUUUGAUACAGAGAUGCUGCAGGCCAUGAUCUUGGCCUCCGCCAGUGAAGCCGCUGAUGGGAGCUCCACCCUAGGAGGGGGGGCUGGCACCAUGGGCCUGAGUGCCCGCUAUGGGCCCCAGUUCACCCUGCAGCAUGUGCCCGACUACCGCCAGAACGUCUACAUCCCCGGCAGCAAUGCCACACUUACCAGCGCAGCUGGCAAGCGGGACGGCAAGGCCCCAGCAAACGGCAACGGCAACAAGAAGAAGUCAGGCAAGAAGGAAAAGAAGUAACGUGGAGGCCAGGCCUGGAGCCCGCGGGCACCUCCCACCCCAGUCAGCCCAGCCUCUCCCCACCUGUACCCAGGCCUUGGAUUUCUAGGGCUGGCCCCCAGGAUACUGGGUGGGGCCAAGGCCAUUCUUCCCUUGGGAAACAGAAACAAGUGCCCAGUCAACACCCCCCUCUCUGCCCCCCCCUCCGGGGGGAUUGAAUAUGCAAAGGGAGUUCUGCUGGGAACCCCCAUCCAAUCCAUUGCUGUGCCCAUGGGGGUAGUAGGGUUAGUGUAGACACCGAGAACCAUUUAUCACACCCCCUUUAGUUACGGCUGAACUCCUCCAUCUUCUAAAUUCAAUCAGAAUCAUCUACCUGCUCCUGGCCCUCCCCCCUACCCCACCCCAAUCCUUCAACAUUUCCUCUUUCCCCCCAAUAAGGUGGUUGGGGUGUUGAGGUACCUACCAGGUGACCCAGAAUGGCUCAGAGUUCUGAAGAGAUGGGCGGGCACCACAACCAUGGCUUUCCCUUUAGUUUUCCCACUUCCCUCCUAAAGCGUGGUUUGGUGCCAGCCCAUUGGGCGCCUGCCAGAGCCUGAGACCAAGCUCAAGAUUUGGAUUACACAGUCACCAGCCCCGUGGUACUGAUGCUUGCUGGAUUUAGGGAGGGCAUUUUGCUGCCAUUCCUCUUCCCGAAGCCCUGGGGACCAGUCUUUUGUUUUCCAUUUGUCACUGUUUGAUAUUCCCACUGCAUGCUGUGACUUCCCGCACCCCAUACAAGAGACUCCAUUGCAUGUUCCAAGCCGUUAAGUAUGCGGUGGUAAGAUAGAAAAGGGAAGGGUGUGAAUGUGGAAGAGAGGGGGGGUUGGACAAAGCUUGACCCAUCAGCUAAAUAGGGUCUUGUGGGACAGGAAGCUCUGUAUGCCCCAGGGUACUGACCAGAUCCCCAAAUUCCAGCCAUCAACUAAGUACCAGGCUAGACCCUCACCCACCUCUCAGCCAGCCUUGGGCAGAGCUACCGGCAACUCUGUAUUCAAACUGACAUUAGGUCAAAGGUAGCACUGAGAACGCUGAGGACCAGGUUCCCCCCGCCCCCCCGCAGAGGUCAGAGGAUCCUCUGUGGGUGCUGGGUACUCCAGAGGAGCCUCUGUUGAAGGAUCAGUGUGGCCCUGCAGGUGGAGAGGGCCGGUUAUGCCAUUCUCGACCCUGGGUUGGGGAGGCAAGAGGCAGCAUAGACCAAGUGGAGACUCAUCUCAGCCCGGAUCAGGGCUUCUCCACGGGACCGCUGCGCUCCUCCAGCCUGGGUCCUUAACCUUGCCAGGUGCCAUUUCUUCUCCGCGAAGGUCACUGCCCAGGCCCCUAGUCCGCCCCCUAGUGGCCAGAGCCUGGUUAAAGUCCCCCAGUGCCUCCUUGUGCAUAGACCUUUCCUCUGCCCAGCCCCUUCUGUCUCCCGGUCCCGUUCGUCCAGCGGGGCUGCGCGAGAACCCCAUCCCGGCCCUACAGUAGUAUAGAGACCCCCCUUUCGGCUGGUGUAGAAUAGCCAAUAGUGUAGUGCGGUGUGCUUUUCCGUGAUGGCGAGUGGGCAGCGGGCAGCGGGCUCCGCGCGGUCUUCUGUCCCCGGUCUGCCCGGCGGCCCGUGCUGUGUUUUGUGCUGUGUCCACGCGCUGCGGCGACCCCCCUCCCCGGUACUGACUCCUAUAAGCGCUUCUCCGCAUAGUCAUGUAGCUCCCCACCCCCACCCUACCCCUUGUCUCACGCAAGUUUUAUACUCUAAUAUUUAUAUGGCUUUUUUUUUCUUGGAAAAAAAUAAUAAAAAGGUUUCUUCUGAA